AUGGAUCGUGGGCGGAACCACAACCAACGUGGCAGGGGUAGAGGGAGAGGGAGAGGUGGGCGCGGUGGGCGCGGAGGCCAGGAAAGAGGGGGUUCAGGAAAAGGAGGGCGCGGAAGGGGCACGGGUGGCGGAGGACCAGGACGGGGAACGGGAACGGCAAGGGGUGGGAGCGGAGCAGAUUUUGCUGGCGGGCCAGCCGUGAAUAUCGGAAGAGGCGGUAACGGGCGUGGUCGCAGUCGUGGAGGGCCCCAGUAUAACCUCUCCGUGGAGCGCAACACUAUGCUCCAGCUGUACCCAGACUAUACGACUGGCGUCCCGCUACCCUCACAUUCCGCCUCAUCUUCGCCGUCCCAACGCGGCUAUCGAGGACGCGGGAUUGGUUCUCCCCAGCGAGGACGUGGCUUUGGCAAACACAAUCGCCAGGGUCCGCUUUCCACGUUGCUCUCAAGCUCAUACCUCCAACCCAUCGUCUUCGUCCGCUCUGUGUAUACAACGACGUUAUUUGAAAACGAAGAUGAUGAAGAACUCAUGCAACCAUUGGUGGAGGACGUCGGAGACGACGAAAACGAGCAUGUCCCCACUGCAGACCGCGUGGCGCGGGUUUUCAGUGGCUCGUUGCCACCAUUGCUGGAUCUAUCUGGCGACGAAGAGCAACUAGAGGAAAUCGACUUUUCUGACCUUGGCAGGAUUCAAGCCCAGGUCGAUGCGGCGGCAGCGGCAGGAGUCCCUCUGACUACGGCAAAGGAUGUCGCAGUCGUGGAAGAGAAGUUCACCGGGAUAUGGAUCAACAAACCAGCUAUCAUUGACGCGAGCAUCAUAUCAUCGUCGUCUCUGACUCAUAACGAACCCACGAUUGCCCCUCCGUCCCCCGAGCCACCUUUUCCAUCCGCUGGAAAUGAUGUUCCUGGCGAGCCAUCGCUCAGAGAAUCGGAGCAAGCAUUUGACGACUCAAGAAGCGCCCAAAUAGUCACCGACUCCUCAAAUGUUCAUUCCCCUCCCUCCCCCGAGCCACCUUUAUUCUUCGUCGAUACUUCCCCAACACCAAUCACCGCUGCCGAGGCACCACCGCCAGGCGCAGAGGCCUCGCUUUCCCAACUACUUGACCGGCAUAGAACCAGCCAGCUAGAGGAAGACGAGGAAAUCAUCGUUUACGUUGCCCCGCACCCACGGACAGCAAGUAGGCUAGACAGAACGCCUUCUCCAGAAACCCCAUCAUCUCGCGCUAUCGACCUUGCUACUGCCGCAACGUCAGUAUUGACCGGCAUCGAACCACCGGCCUUCUCCUCCGUCUCGUUUUCCGUGUUGCCGACGGCUUCCACUUCAAGCCCGCGAAAGCCCCCGCCGACGGCAGCACUGACAGCGCAUGGCCGGAAGAAGGCUAAAAUACAGGCACAGGGGUUGGGGAAGCGCGUACAACGGAGGGCGGGGGCCUUUGGCGCUAGCGCCGCCAUUCUGGCAGAAGCACGACUGAGGGAGGAAGACCCGCGCAAAAACCAGCGGCGGAAAGGCGAUUCGGAUGUCGAUUGGGGAGACUCUGACGAGGAUGAGGGCGCGGACGAGGACACGGGCAUGCUGGUUGACCCAGAUUUGGAUCCCAGCGCCUUGGCGCGGUUUGCGCGCGGGCUUUUGAGUCAGGAGGGCGGGCGGUGGGUUACGAUGGACGAUGUGGAAGAUGAAAUCAAAAUGCGGGAGGAAGACGAGAGCGAACUCGUCAGUGGGGAAUCUGGAGAGGAUUCGGGCAGCGAAUCUGACGAGGAUCCCAUUGUCUGUGCAGAAGAGGCGGCAAUGGUUGGCGAAAGCAGCCUGUCGGAGGAAGACGAUAUGUCGGACUCUGAUUACUCCGAAGAUUUGGAUCAAAGUCCGCGAGCCGCAUUCCAAACGAAACUCGACCGUGCUCGCCAAGCUGCGAAGGGGAAGCAAAAGGCGGACGAGGAAAGCAUGGAGAUGGAAGAGCUGUUCUGGGACGAGAGCGAGGACGAUGAGUUUUUGGAGCCGACGUGGCGAGAGAAGGACGAUGACUUUGCGGCUGAAAUCCAGGCGAUUCUCGAUGAGAACGGCGAUAUACUUGCCUCCUCGUCUCCCCGCGGGCGUAAAGCGCUAUUCAAGGCUGCGGUCAACGGUGAUAUUGACUUUGACGACAUCGAUUUCAAGCCCGCCAAACGAGGAAAGAAGAAACGCGACGACAUCCCUGCCGAAUUGCAGGACAUCUGGGACCGCGACCGCGCAAAGAAGGCGGAGAACAAACAACGGCGGGCACUGGCCCGUCUCGAGCUCGCCGCCGACCCGAUGGCGGCACACAAGGGCGGUAAGAAGGGGCGCAAGGCGAUGCUCGCUGCGGCACGGGUUGACCCCACGAUCACCGUUCUUCCGAACCGGGUUAUCGACCUCACGACACUCGUACAACAAAUCCGGCGGUUCGUCGCGGAUUUGGGCGGGCCGGCCAACAUGUCCCUCCCGCCGACGGACAAGGCCACCAGGGCGAGCGUGCACGAGCUCGCGAAUGCGUUCGGGCUCAAGAGCGUCAGUAAGGGGAAGGGCAUGGCGCGGUAUACGACGCUGACCAAGACGACACGGACGGGCAUCAGGGUAGACGAGAAGAAGAUCGGGUGGAUUUGCAGGCGGGGCGGGGCAAGAGGAGCGUCCUUUGUGAAUGUCCAGGGCGCGGAUAAGGGCAAGGGACCCGCGAUGCCUCGACACAAGGACGGAGACGAGGUUGGCAAGGCCGCACCCAAGAUCGGGGAGUCGAACCUCGGCUUCAAGAUGCUCGCGUCGAUGGGCUGGUCGGAGGGCCAGCGAAUUGGCGCGGCUGCCGACGGCUUGCAUGUACCGUUGAAGGCGGUGAUCAAGAAUAGUAAGUUAGGACUAGGAGCAAUGAGGUAG
Molecule: messenger RNA, 2880 nt
Organism: Mycena indigotica
Lineage: Eukaryota; Fungi; Basidiomycota; Agaricomycetes; Agaricales; Mycenaceae
Exons: 6
Coding region: 1-2880 (959 amino acids)
Molecular function (GO): nucleic acid binding
Source: RefSeq, a predicted model, not a curated record